AAGACGAGAGAGGACAGAGCAGCUCCACUAAACCUAAAGGAAAAAUGCUGCAGUACCCGGCUUUCAUGACCCAGUACCCAUGGUCGACCCGGAUCAUUCCGACGUCGCAUUUGCUUCCACCGCAGUGGCCCCAACCCCAAAACGACGAGCUCCUUCUUGCUAUGGAAGAAUCCGAUUACGAAGACAAGUGUAAUGAAAUCAGAAAGGCGAAUAACAAUUUAACCAUAAUUGGGAAGACUAUCAUUGAUAACGAUAAGGAAGAUAUUGACAAUGAUGCAGAUGAUGAUGAUCCUGAUAACGUGGAAGAGUCCGAGGGUGAUGAAUUUGAACAGGAAACUGGUUGAAUUUGAGAAAUGUUUUAGUGUGCAUUAUGCCAAUAUACGUUAGCCAUUUGAUUUACUUGUAAUGCACGAGGAACGUCCUCCUGUCAAUCUCUUAUGCUUUAUCCAGUAUACUGAUAUGUAGCUGACUUCGAUUGUAUUAGAAAUAAGGUGUAGUUUGUUGCUGUAUGUAUGCACAUUUAAGCCUUUGACUGGAGAAUUGAUUAAUGGUCC
This is a messenger RNA of Olea europaea var. sylvestris, 554 nucleotides long. RefSeq lists its product as uncharacterized. NCBI's taxonomy places the organism in Eukaryota, Viridiplantae, Streptophyta, Magnoliopsida, Lamiales, Oleaceae. Gene Ontology annotation, biological process: regulation of mitotic cell cycle spindle assembly checkpoint. The record is from RefSeq and is a predicted model, not a curated record. The transcript has 2 exons. Gene Ontology annotation, cellular component: anaphase-promoting complex. Bases 45 to 344 code for a protein of 99 amino acids.